UUUCAUGUUUUGCCAGCUGUUGCUUCCACGCUUUUCCACAAAAAUUUGUGUUUACGAUUAAAAUUUGCAAGAAAACUGAUGAACAUAUAAGUAAAUAUUGAUUAACGGAUUUUCACAGUUUGCACGGCUUUAGUUUUGGACCCACACAAUCGAGUUUGCAUAUUAAAAAGGAUUUAUCUUGGAACAACAAGCAACACUUUUAUUAACCGUAAAGUAAAUUUGCCAUGGUGAACGAUGAGGGUUGUUUGGCAGGAAGCCCUACUUCCAAACUUAAUGCCUAUGACUUCUACCGCUGCACCUUGGGAUCUUCGAGAUAUGUAGUGGCACCAAUGGUAGACCAAAGUGAACUAGCUUGGCGGAUGCUGUGCCGGCGAUAUGGCGCCGAACUCUGCUACUCGCCCAUGUACCAUGCAAACCUCUUCGCCACUGAUCCCAAGUAUCGCAAAGAUGCUUUGCAGACGUGUCCCGAAGACAGGCCCCUGAUCAUCCAGUUCUGCGGCAACGACGCCCAGCAAAUUCUGGAGGCAGCACUUUUGGCACAGGAUUACUGCGACGCGGUGGACAUUAAUUUGGGUUGUCCUCAGGCCAUUGCCAAGCGGGGUCACUACGGGUCCUUUCUGCAGGACGAGUGGGAACUCUUGACGAAGAUUGUGAGCACCUUGCACGCAAAGUUAUCCAUACCGGUGACCUGCAAGAUUCGCAUAUUUGAGGACCUCGAUAAGACCAUCAGAUAUGCAAAGAUGCUGGAGGCUGCCGGUUGUCAGCUCCUCACAGUGCACGGGAGGACCAGAGAACAGAAGGGACCGCUUACCGGCGUUGCUGACUGGAGCUACAUAAAGGAGGUGCGGCAGCACAUCAAGAUUCCCAUGUUUGCGAACGGAAACAUCCUGGGCCUGGAGGAUGUACACCGGUGUAUGGCGGAAACGGGAGUCGAUGGCGUCAUGAGCGCCGAGGGUAAUCUCCACAAUCCGGCCAUAUUCCAGGGAGUGUCUCCACCUGUCUGGCAAAUGGCCAAUGAGUACUUAGAGCUCGUGUACCUGCAUCCCUGUCCCAGCUCCUACAUACGAGGACAUCUGUUCAAGCUCUUCCACCAUAUUAUGAAUAUCCGACAGAACUCGGAGCUACGACAAAGCCUGGCCACUGCCAAUCAGCUAGAACAAUUUCAAACUGUCGUGCAAAAGGUCCAAGCCAAGUAUGAAGUCUUCCAUACGGGAGAAAUACCCUAUAAGCCGGAAGAAAUGGCGGCUGGAUCAGAGGAAGAUAAACUACCGCUUGCCCCCUGGCUGUGCCAACCCUAUAUACGCGCCUCACCCGAAUCCCACCGCCAGAAGAUCGCCGAAAAAGUGCGGGAGGCCGAGGAUCCCAAUAGAGCCAAGCGGCAGUACUUCGACAAGGACGGCAACGAGAUAUCCCGCAAGCGGAUGAAGAAGCUGCGCAGGCGCCAGCGAAGACCCAACCAAACAGAGGCCCAGAUCCAGCAUCGCCACGAGAGGCGCCUGGAAUACUGCACGGAGUGCUCCAACCCCCAGGGGUCGAAGUGCGAGUUCCGGCUGUGCCGCGUCUGCUGCAAGGACAAGUGCUACAGCACCGAUCGGGAUUGUCCCGGCCACGGAAUCUUGAUCAAAUCCCGACGGGCUAAAGCCAAGCAAUUCGAGGAGCACACUACGCACGUGUCUACAAAUCCAGUCAACGAUCCAGUGACAACUGCAAUCGAUGCAGGGGAUCCGCUUUGACAUUGACUUCUCGUAGAGAUGUAGUAAAAAUGAUCACUCUUGUUUUAGUUCCUAUGACCGCUAAUAAAAAGAGAUAUUGAUUUUA
Drosophila rhopaloa is the source of this 1818-nucleotide messenger RNA. It is a transcript of the gene Dus1, whose product is annotated as tRNA-dihydrouridine(16/17) synthase [NAD(P)(+)]-like. The coding region runs from base 225 to 1733 and encodes 502 amino acids. Gene Ontology annotation, biological process: tRNA processing. Gene Ontology annotation, molecular function: flavin adenine dinucleotide binding; tRNA dihydrouridine synthase activity. The record is from RefSeq and is a predicted model, not a curated record. NCBI's taxonomy places the organism in Eukaryota, Metazoa, Arthropoda, Insecta, Diptera, Drosophilidae. The transcript is spliced from 6 exons.